Messenger RNA from Panicum virgatum (switchgrass), 1611 nucleotides. RefSeq lists its product as uncharacterized. The transcript is spliced from 7 exons. The coding region runs from base 409 to 957 and encodes 182 amino acids. The record is from RefSeq and is a predicted model, not a curated record. NCBI's taxonomy places the organism in Eukaryota, Viridiplantae, Streptophyta, Magnoliopsida, Poales, Poaceae.
CACUCGCAACGCCGCCGCCCUGAAUCCCGCCCCCUUCCGCUCGCCACACACCAGCAGGCAGCGCCGCCGCCCUAGAUCCCGCCGUCCGGGCCGCUCGCGCGCGGCCCCCAUCCGCUCGCGCGCCGUCGCUCGCGCGCGACCCGGCCCCCGUCCGCUCGCGCGCGCCGUCGCCGGCCGCUCGUCGCGCGCGCUCGCUGCCCCCGUCCGGUCAUCCUUGCUGCGUGCCGCCUCCGACCCACCCCAGCCCAGCCACGCCGGCGAGAAGGAACUCAUCGUUGGCUUCAUCAGCUGAGCCACGUCGUCGUGAAGGAGCACCUCGUUGGCUUCAUCCUCCAUAUCCCCUCGUAAUCCCAGGCUUCAAGAAGUUGCUGGGAACGAGGGGAGCGAGACCAGCCAGCGAACAACUAGAUGGAGGCAGUGGUACGGAAGGUGCAGCAGCGGGUGAGGAAGGCACGGGAGGAGAUGGACUUGUGGGAUGACCUCAACUCCCGCCUCCUUACUAAAUUCAACAGGGCCACCGUAGUCAUCGAUCGCCUUCCGGUGCUUGGAGAGGACAAGAAUUAUGGUGCCUUGCGUAGUGUGGCUAACAUCCCAGAGGACCUCAUGGGGAAGCAGUUUGAGAAUCUGGAGCUCUUGUUUGUUUCUAUGAGGGAGACACUGGAGAGGUUAAAUGGCAUUGUGAGAGCUCUAAAUAAGGCUCUACGUGAUACUAACCAGAUGGUGAGAGGCGGGUCAGCACUCACAGCGAAACAGAUGCAGUUACAAGUGGGAAUUUCGCCAACUAUUGCGGAAUGCUUGGAUGGGCUUCGGACAUUAUGCGAGAUGCACCAGGAUGAGUUUGCACUAAAAUCAUCAGUUAUCUCCUUGUUGACAUGGAAGAGCAGUUCCAGUGACAUUGCUGCACUCCGCCAACUCUUAGUAGACCAGCCAAACAUACCAAAAGAUGAAGGCGAGUAAUGAAUAAAUAGAAUAGAUUAUCCGUUCAAUCCAUAUUCGACAUUAUAUUUGCAGACGAAAUUUGUUAGCCAGCUCGUAUUUGAACUACUGAAGCCUUCGGCCCUAUGUAAAUCUAGCUGCCCACUCAGAUAAGCCUGAUUUAAUCUGAAAUUUCAUGUCCGACGAUCCUGAUUGUUGAGGUAGUGCGACCAAGCCAUGUCUUUAUUUCCAUCAGCAACAGUGAUUGAACAUCUGGAAUCUGUCUUUGUUUCCACUAGCAACAGUGGUUGGAGAACUGGAGCUGCCAUCGGUUUAGUUCUGAAGCAUAGGAAAACCAAUCUACAAUGUAGUUUAGCAUAUUGCAGAUGGCCUAUUAUGUCUCUUGGUAUUGUGUCACAUAUAAGGAUUUCAGCAAAAUACAGUGAUUGUCAGGUGGACCUCUGCUGCACGUACAAACACAUGUGAAAUAGUUGCCUGAAAUUUGCAUACGGGCACUGACCAAGGACAGCAUUGUUUUAACUUAUCUUCUUUCUCAUUCCCUCAUUUACCAUACAUUGUUUUCUUGUGCAUUGGGAAUGUUCGCAGUGCGCACCUCUGUAAAUUAUAGCAAAAGGCACUUUCAGUUUUUCCAUGAAGUUUAUCAUACCUGAGACUCAGAAGGAGAAUUUAACUCAA